Stylonychia lemnae is the source of this 1482-nucleotide messenger RNA. NCBI's taxonomy places the organism in Eukaryota, Ciliophora, Spirotrichea, Sporadotrichida, Oxytrichidae. The record is from the annotation of a GenBank genome assembly.
AUGGGCUAAAAGUAAAGUAACUUGCCAAACUUCCAGGGAGGUCUAAUUUCUAUUGAGUUGAAUAAGUUCAAUUGGAUAUCAGGAGAGAAGCUUACAGGCGUUGUUAAUCUUUAGAUGAGAGAUCCUUUUACUACUGACAAGAUUGUCCUUAGAUUCGUAGGUUAAGAGAAGUGCUACUUUGAUUCGGCUGACAAAGGGGCAUCUGCUCAUGGCAAGGGUGACAUCAAAGCAAAAAACUAGAUACAUUUUCAAGAAAUCGUUCUGGAGAGUUUUCACAGAAAUGAGCUGCUACCUGGGGCAUACUCCUAUCCUUUCGCAAUAGACUUGCCCUACUGGCUGCCUUCUAGUUUUUUAUACUGUGGAAUAUAAAGGUGCAUAAUGAAGAUCGAUUAUUUCUUACUAGUUGGGAUGGAAGACUAUUCUAGAUAAUUCAGGCCCCUUUUCCUUAAGAAGUUGGUGAAUAUUAGUUAGCCUCCAGUGAUGAUAAAUCAUAAGGUGAGUAGGUCCAUCUCGCAUGAGGUCAAGAACUUGUUCUUUGUGGACAUGGGCUUGUGCUCUGCUUCUGCUACAAUAGAUAAAGACACCUUUUAGCCAAAUGAGUUGGUCAAAAUAGAUAUGAAGAUAGAUAAUAGCCAUUGCAAUCAAGGAAUCUCAAAGCUCAAGAUGACUCUAAAAAGGGAAGUCAUUUGCUAUUCUUAGAAUGGCAAGAUGGUAUACAGACAUACGGAGAAGAUUGGGGAGAUGCAGCAAGAAGGGUAGCAUGAGAAGUCCUCAUAAAACAGAAUAAUAGCAUUUGACAUGAACUAAGUUCAUCCCAUGAAUACUCAGACUGAUAAUUAUUUGAAGUACACUUAGCUUAUUCCCCAAGAGAUAAAAGGACUAGCUCAGCACUUGGCUCCAUCUAUUAAUACUGUAUUGCUAAAAUGCUUGUAUACUAUCGAGAUUAAGCUGGACCAUGGAUUGCUAUCAUUAGCUAACAGGAUGCCAAGCCUUAAAUUUCCCAUUUUUAUCUAUCCAUCGUCUAUUCCUAAAGGGAUGUAAAUCCAAGACAGAUAUCCAAUAGGUUUUGGUCAAGGCUAACAAAUAUAGCAUGAGAAUCCUUAUGUCAACUUAUAGCAGUCACCAUAUCACUCAAACGUUAUUUAUCAAGAAUAACAAUAUUCACAGCAGCUACCUCCAGGAGUAUCCUAACAGUAUCCUCCAAAUAUCUCUUAACAGUAGCCAUAUCAGUUUGCCUAAUAGCAAUACAAUUAAGAUUAAUUCUAAUCCUCAUCUUAAGUGUCUGCAUCCCCCCAUGUGACUGUCUAGUAGUCACCCUAGGAUUUCAGAGAAAAAGAAGAAUUCAAACAGCAGACACCAAUAGUGAUUCACAACCCUGAAGCAUCCAUGUAGUAAUAAUUCACUAAAGGACAAUCAGCUUACCCUCAUGUUUAGAAUUAUGGAGCAUAUGAGUAAUUUUAACCAAAAUAAGAUUAAAAAUGA